GUCCACGGCGGAUGCGCUUUACAGAGCGAAGAAAAAAUGGCGAAUCUCGUAGAGGCGACAACACAACAGCAGUUUGAAGAUUUCUUAGCCAAAGCUGGAAAAUGCCUAACUGUAGUGCAUUUCCAGGCACCGUGGGCUCCCCAAUGUGCCCAAAUGAACGAAGUGAUGGCCGAGCUGGCCAAGGAACACGCUCACACCACGUUUAUCAAGCUGGAGGCCGAAGCGGUGCCAGAGGUGUCGGAGAAGUAUGAAAUCGUCUCGGUCCCCACUUUCAUUUUUUUAAAAGCAGGGGAGAAGGUGGACCGCAUCGACGGGGCCCACGCUCCGGAGCUGACCAAGAAGGUGCAGCGCUUGGCAGUCGCCGGCGGUUCGGCCGGGGCUGCGGAGAGCGGCGCGGCGGACUUGAACCAGCGGCUGAAGAAGCUUAUCAACGCGGCGCCCUGCAUGCUCUUCAUGAAGGGGUCCUCGCAGGAGCCCCGCUGCGGCUUCAGCCGGCAGAUAGUGGCCCUGCUGAAAGAGCACGGCAUCCAGUUCAGCAGCUUCGACAUCCUGUCCGACGAGGAGGUCAGACAGGGGCUGAAGAUCUACUCCAACUGGCCCACAUUCCCUCAACUGUAUGCGAACGGGGAGCUGGUGGGGGGACUGGACAUAGUGAAGGAGCUGGCCGAGUCCGGGGAGCUGGAGAACACCUGCCCGAAGGCCGUCGACCUGGAGCAGCGGCUGAAGGUCAUCAUCAACCGGAGUCCGGUCGUGCUGUUCAUGAAAGGCGACAAGGAGGCCGCGAAAUGUGGCUUCAGCAGGCAGACGCUGGAGAUUUUGAACGGCACAGGUGUCGAUUAUGACACUUUUGAUAUCCUGCAGGAUGAAGAGGUGCGUCAGGGGCUCAAGACCUUCUCCAACUGGCCAACCUACCCGCAGCUCUAUGUGAAAGGAGAUCUGAUCGGAGGUUUGGACAUCCUCAAGGAGCUGAAGGAGAGCGGAGACCUGGUGUCGGUGCUGAAGGGGGAGUCGUAGGUGGAUCUGCGGGUCCACCAGGACCUACGAGAUGCCACUGCUGAUGCCCAGAUCGGCCCGAUCUUACGCAGGGCCAGAAAGUGAAUGGAAGGAUUUAUCGAGAUGAAUACAUUUAAUAAUUGAUAGAUUAAUCAAACUGUUUGGAUAAGUUCACAUUCUACUUUAAACUUGAAAAUGCAUUUCAUGAGAUUUGAAAUUUGCUUCUCAAAUUUCUUUUGUUUUUCUCUCAGUAAUUCCUAAAUGUACACCUCAAGAAAUGUUUGGAGUGAUGUGAAGCAAUCCCUGCAUUUGUUCCAAGUUCAUAAAUCUAUGAGAACAGCUGACGUGCUCAUAUAAUCUGUUGUCUUUAUUUGUUGGGGUUUACAUUUGUCAUUCCACAAUUUACACCCGAAGAACAAUUUAUAUUUACCGAAGCAUUAUUUACCAAACCUCUCAACUUCUCAUGCUGUCCUGUUUACGUGUUCUUCACCUGAAAGAGAAAAACUGUUCCCCAGUAAUCACUGUGGUUUAAAUACUACUGUCUAAGUGGCACUUAUUGAAACAGUCUUAUUAAUAACAUUGUGAUUAAACAAAAGAAAUCUAAGAUUUGGUGUUGUUUCUGGUUCAACUUUUAAAGCCAACGUCGGAAAUAUAAUUUCAACUAUUUCAAUACGAGGCAUUAUAUACAAGCGGAUGGAUUACACCCACGAUGCCGUUCUACUGCCUCAAAGUUGGAAAAGUGGUAUUCAACAACAUGCAUCAAAUGAAGUGAACAGACUUACAAGCCACAUUCUCAAAAAUGUUCAAGGGUAGUAAUUCUCGGCAAAUCAUACAGUAGUGUGUGUGUCAGGAUUGAAAGGGGGAUUUCUGCACAUCUCAUUUUAUCAGUAAAUGUACAGUUUAGAAGAACAUCUACAUGGAGACGUUUGCAGCACAAAAAGCAAUCCAAUUUAAUGUUGUCCAUCAACAUAAUAGUAACGUUUGUAAACGGGAUUCAUUUGAAUGAAAUCCUGUUCCCGUGACAUGUGACAGGUGUGUGGUACAAGAACCCAUGUUCUUAGACAAUGAGUUUGCCUCAUGAUGACGUGUUAGAGCGGAAACGCUUGGUCAAUUAAACCCAAAUCAAUCAAAUAUCUUAAACACUGUUUCCCUAUUUCCAGCCUUUGUACUCAAAGCAAACUGCCUGCUGGCUGUGGCCUAAUUUAACAAAUAAAAAAGUGUGGUAUCAAC
Molecule: messenger RNA, 2223 nt
Organism: Gasterosteus aculeatus aculeatus (three-spined stickleback)
Lineage: Eukaryota; Metazoa; Chordata; Actinopteri; Perciformes; Gasterosteidae
Gene: glrx3
Product: glutaredoxin 3
Biological process (GO): intracellular iron ion homeostasis
Cellular component (GO): cytosol; nucleus
Source: RefSeq, a predicted model, not a curated record